AUGGUGGAUACAUUGGGUCAGACGGCCGAUGGCUAUAGCCAUGAUAACUUGCGCCAUGUGGUUAUUACUUCGACUUGCUUUGCUUUCAUCUUGUCGACGACUGCUGUUGGCUUCCGGAUUGUCUCGCGCGCAAUCAAUGGAAGUGGUCUUUUCCUGGAUGAUUGGCUUAUUAUAUCAGCCUUGAUCUUUGAAUAUGGUAUAUCGAUAGCGGGAGUUGUGUUGCUAUACAAUGGACUCGGAACCCAUAUCAUCGAAGUCAGCCCCGAACAGAUCGUUAUCUACCUCAAGACACUGUUCACAGGAUCGAUUCUCUAUACCUGCUGCAUUGCAUCCAUCAAGCUAUCUAUUUUGAUGCUGUACCGAAGAAUCUUCCCCAUCAAGGCUAUGAAAUACUCCGUCAAUGUUGUAUCAAUGAUUGUGAUCUUGUGGGCUGCGUGUGGCAUUGUCGCCGGUUGCUUUACCUGCAUCCCAACCGAAAAGCUCUGGCACCCCGAGCUACCAGGUGGCUGUAUGAACCUAUCAAAGUUCUACUAUGGCCUUCAGAUCCCCAACAUCUUGACUGACGCAAUCAUUCUCCUGAUGCCGAUUCACAUCGUGUGGAGUCUUCCCAUCUCCAAAGCUCAGAAGCUGGGUCUUUCCGGGAUCUUCGUUCUGGGAUUCUUGACUCUCAUCUUCGACAUCAUCCGUCUCGUUGUCCUCAUUGAGCUUUCCCAAAUGGGCGCUGACAUUACCUAUAACCAAGUCCCCGCAAGCGUGUGGACAUGCAUCGAGCCCGCUGUCGGAAUCGUCGCAGCUUGUCUAGCGAACAUGCGACCCCUAUUCAAGGUCUUGCACACCAAGGUCUGGUCUAGAAUAUCUGGCCGAUCUGGCACCAACGGCAGUAACAGCAACCGCAACAACGCAAACAGAAGCAGCCAGUCACAGAUUGCAGAGAAGAGUGGCUGGCCACGAAACUCACCUAGCCCUACUGGCGAUGAGAGUCAUUCUACCGACUCCAGCAGUGAUUUGGGCCAGUCACCGAUGCAUAACCAGUCUGCUGUUUGA
Messenger RNA from Penicillium paradoxum, 1044 nucleotides. RefSeq lists its product as uncharacterized. Lineage: Eukaryota; Fungi; Ascomycota; Eurotiomycetes; Eurotiales; Aspergillaceae. The coding region runs from base 1 to 1044 and encodes 347 amino acids. The record is from RefSeq and is a predicted model, not a curated record. The transcript has 6 exons.